AUGUCUGACGAAAUCGUCUGGCAGAUCAUCAACCAGCAGUUCUGUGCUUUCAAGCUCAAGACGACCAAGGGCAACAACUUCUGCAGAAAUGAGUACAACGUCAGCGGCUUCUGCAACAGGCAGAGCUGCCCCCUAGCCAACUCCCGUUAUGCGACCGUUAGAACCUCGCCCAAGGGCACAAUAUACCUUUACAUCAAGACCAUUGAGAGAGCCCACAUGCCCUCCAAAUGGUGGGAGAAGAUCAAGUUGUCCCAAAACUACGCCGAAGCCCUCCAGCAAAUAGAGGACCGCCUCCAAUACUUCCCCAAAUUCCUCCUCCACAAGUGCAAGCAGCGCCUCACCCGUCUCGUACAAGUCGCCACCCGCAUGCGCAAACUCGCCGCCGAGGAGGACCGUCUCGGCGAGAAGCUGGUGCCCAAGAUGGCGCCCAAGGUCAAGCACCGCGAAGAGGCCAGAGAGCGCAAGGCCCUCAUUGCCGCCAAGCUGGAGAGGACGAUCGAGAGAGAGCUGCUGGAGCGUCUCAGGCAAGGAAUGUACGGCGACCAGCCCCUCAACUGUUCCGAGUCUGUCUGGAAGAAGGUGCUGCACGGUCUCGAGAAGGAGGGCGAGGGUACCCGCGACAAGGACAUGGAUGAGGGUGUCGAGGACGAGGACGAGGAGGAAGAGGAGGAGGAAGAGCUCGAGGAGGAGAUCGAGGACGGCAAUGUCGAGUACGUGUCCGACUUCGAGGAGACCGACGACGAGCUCAACGAUAUCGAGGACUGGCUCGGCAGCGACGAUGAAGACGAUGCGGAGGACGACGAUGAUGAGGAUGAUGACGAUGACGAUGAGGGUGACAGCGAGGAGGAUACCAAGAAGAAGACUAAGGCUGGCGACAAGAGGAAGAGAGGAAAGGUCACCAAGAUGAAGGCGCGGAAAAAGAAGGAGAUCGAGGUGGAACACGAGACGGACAGGGAGAAGUUGCUUGCUUUCUAA
This is a messenger RNA of Sordaria macrospora k-hell, 975 nucleotides long. Its product is annotated as 66S preribosome component MAK16. The record is from RefSeq and is a predicted model, not a curated record. Gene Ontology annotation, biological process: maturation of 5.8S rRNA; maturation of LSU-rRNA. NCBI's taxonomy places the organism in Eukaryota, Fungi, Ascomycota, Sordariomycetes, Sordariales, Sordariaceae. Gene Ontology annotation, cellular component: preribosome, large subunit precursor; nucleolus.